Molecule: messenger RNA, 1635 nt
Organism: Geosmithia morbida
Lineage: Eukaryota; Fungi; Ascomycota; Sordariomycetes; Hypocreales; Bionectriaceae
Product: PH protein
Exons: 3
Coding region: 1-1635 (544 amino acids)
Source: RefSeq, a predicted model, not a curated record
AUGUCCGAGGAACAGAAGAACGUCGAGGUCCCCAAGGUUGAGGAGGCUGCUCCCGCCGUUGAGACCCCCAAGGAGGAGACCGCCGCCGCCGCCACUGAGGAGAAGCCCGCUGAGGAGGCCCAGAACGCCGAGGAGACUGUCAAGGAGGAGGACAAGCCCGCUGAGGAGGCUGCCAAGGAGGAGAAGGAGGAGGAGACCAAGCCCAUCGAGGAGGGUUACCUCGGCCACAAGGCCCAAGGUCUUAGCUUCCCCAAGAACCUGAUCCCCAGCAAGGAGUUCUUCUUCUUCGGCACUGAGGCCUACGAGGCCAAGGCUCUCUCCGCCUACCAUGAGAAGUCCAGCGCCAGCGCUACCCAGAAGGCCAACGUCGCCUGGGCUACCGAGACUGGCAAGGGUCUCCUGUUCGCCGGUGACAAGAAGGCCCCCACCGGCAUCAUUGCUCUCGCCGACGCCACUGAGCCCGAGACUGAGGGUGCCCUUAAGUUCACCCUGACCUCCAAGGGUAACAAGCACUCGUUCAAGGCCGCCAAUGUCGCUGAGCGUGACAACUGGGUUGCUCAGAUCAAGGCCAAGAUCGCCGAGGCCAAGGAGCUCUCCGCCACCGUCACCGAGUCCGAGAACUACAAGAAGACUCUCGAGAGCUUCAAGCCCGCUGUCGCUGCCAAGAAGGAGGAGAAGCCCGCUGAGGAGGCCAAGCCUGCCGAGGAGGGUGCCGCCGCCGCCCCUGCCACUGAGGAGGCCGCUGCCCCUGCUGCCGAGGAGGCUAAGCCUGCCGAGGAGGCUGACAAGCCCGCCGAGGAGACUCCCAAGGUCGAGGAGGCCCCCAAGGAGACCAAGAAGGCCAAGCGUGCCUCCAUCUUCGGCUUCAUCAACAAGAAGGACUCCAAGGCCCCCGAGUCUCCCAAGACUGAGGAGACCCCUAAGGAGGAGGCCCCCAAGGAGGAGACCGCCGCUCCCACCGAAGAGGCCGCUAAGCCCGCUGACGAGGGUGAGGCCAAGCCUGCUGAGGAGGCGGCCGCGCCCGCCGCCGCCGAGGAGGCCAAGACCCCCGAAGCCAAGACCCCUGAGGCCAAGCCUAACAAGCGCAACAGCUUCUUCGGCAACAUCCUCUCCAAGAAGGAGAAGAAGGCCGCCGAGUCCUCCAAGGAGGAGCCUCCCAAGGAGGAGGCCGAGGCUGACAAGCCGGCCGAGGAGGCUGCCGCCGCCACCCCCGCCGCCGAGGAGGCCAAGACUUCCGAGGAGGCCAAGCCCGCUGAGGAGACCCCCAAGGAGGAGGCUGCUGCCCCCGCCGAGGAGACGACCGAGGCCAAGAAGGAGAAGCGCAAGUCUUCUCUCCCCUUCGGUUUCGGAGGCAAGCGUGAGAAGUCGCCCGCCCCCGCUGAGGGUGAGAAGAAGGAGAACGCUUUCUCCAAGAUCCGCGCCACCAUCAAGGCCAAGUCCUCCCCCAAGUCCACCACCGCCACUGAGGAGGCCAAGCCCGCCGAGGAGGCCACCAAGGAUGAGACCGAGGCUCCCAAGGAGGAGGCCGCUACCGACGAGGCCAAACCCGUCGAGGAGGCCGCCAAGACCGAGGAGCCGGAGUCCAAGCCCGAGAAUGUGGCCGCCACCACCCCCGCCGUCACUGCUGCCGCUUAG